AUGCAACACUCGGGAGGGCUGCGCAGACUGCAACAGAAAUGCACCCUCACAGGCAGCAACCCCCCUCUGCCAUCAACUCCACCGUUAUCCCCAUUUGAAUCCGUCUUUGCAGACUUCUUUCACUUCAGCGGCUGCCACUACCUGGUCGUAGGUGAUCGCCUCUCUGGCUGGGUGGAAGUCCUAAGUUCAACAGCUGGGACCACCCUCGCGGGUUCAGCCGGCGUGGUUCGCCAUCUCCGUUCCUUCUUCGCCACCUUCGGCGUCCCGGAGGAGAUCUCAAGCGACGGCGGCCCAGAGUUCACCGCUAAGAACACACAGGAUUUCCUACGCCUCUGGCGCGUACGACAUCGCGUGUCCUCCGCCAGCUUCCCUCAAUCAAACGGCAGAGCAGAAGUCGCAGUGAAAACUGCCAAGCGCCUCCUGAUGUCCAAUACCGGCCCGACAGGCAGCCUCGACCAUGAUCGUUUCUUGCGUGCCAUAUUACACCUACGCAACACCCCAGACUGCAACCUGUCACCGGCGCAAAUCAUCUUCGGUCGCCCCCUAAGGGACUCCCUAUCAUUCGUAAACCGCCUUGAGAAGUUCUCGAACCCGCACAUCAGACCCCUUUGGCGUCAAGCAUGGGAGGCAAAGGAGGAAACCCUUCGCACACGCAUCACUCACACAACAGAGUCUCUGAAAGCCCACUCACGCCCCCUCCGCCCUCUAUCCCUUGGUGAGAGAGUGUUCUUGCAGAAUCAACAAGGACCCAACCCCACCAAAUGGGACUGGUCAGGGGUAGUGGUGGAAUCAGCCGGCCAUGACCAAUAUCGUGUCAAGGUGGACGGAUCUGGGCGAAUCACACUAAUCAACCGCCGCUUUCUGCGAGCCUAUACACCAGCUACGCUCUCUAUCCGUCCACCACAGCCACCUGCCCACCAGCCCACCAGCAGUGCUGACCAGAGCCCACACCCACAGCCCCCUGUGCCAACACAACCUACUGCUUAG
Stylophora pistillata is the source of this 987-nucleotide messenger RNA. RefSeq lists its product as uncharacterized. The record is from RefSeq and is a predicted model, not a curated record. Gene Ontology annotation, molecular function: nucleic acid binding. NCBI's taxonomy places the organism in Eukaryota, Metazoa, Cnidaria, Anthozoa, Scleractinia, Pocilloporidae. Gene Ontology annotation, biological process: DNA integration.